Messenger RNA from Aspergillus chevalieri, 1548 nucleotides. RefSeq lists its product as uncharacterized. Lineage: Eukaryota; Fungi; Ascomycota; Eurotiomycetes; Eurotiales; Aspergillaceae. Gene Ontology annotation, biological process: transmembrane transport. The transcript is spliced from 8 exons. Gene Ontology annotation, cellular component: membrane. The record is from RefSeq and is a predicted model, not a curated record. Gene Ontology annotation, molecular function: transmembrane transporter activity. Bases 1 to 1548 code for a protein of 515 amino acids.
AUGCCGGACAUCAAAGCAAAGGUUGGAACGACUACAACACACGACAAAAAGAUCGUGGGAGAGGCACUGGACAUAGAUGACGCUGCUCUACGCGCUCAGGGCAGGGAGGCAGAGCUUAAGCGGUCAUUUUCCUGGGUCGGGGCUUUAGGAUUGGCAUUCGGUAUCACAAACUCGUGGUUGGGAUACGCCUCCUGCUUUGGUCUGGCCCUCUCCUAUGGCGGAGGACAGACUGCUGUGUUUGGACUCAUCACCGCUGGGGUUGUGCAGUGGAUUGUGUUGCUGGGACUUGCGGAGUUGAGCUCUGCAUUAACCUCUUCCGGAGGACAAUACCACUUCACCUACAUACUUGCGCCCCAGCCAUUCAAGGACUUUGCAGCAUAUACGGUGGGCAUUAUCAACGUCAUCGCAUGGUGGGUGACAACCGCAUCAGGGACUUUCCUGACGGCUAUCUCGGCCUUUGGAAUAGCUAGAUUCUGGCACCCUGGAUUUGCCAGUGAGCAAUGGCAGAUAUACCUGUGCUAUGUGCUCGUAAUAAUUAUUAGCUUGAUUCCUAUAUUCACCAUUCCCCAUCGUCACAUCGACUACCUGACGAAGACAUGCAUGUACCUCUCUGUUGUUGGCUUCCUGAUGGUGUUGGCUAUCACACUCGUUAUGGGUAACGGCACAUAUCAUCCCAGCAAUCUUGUCGAGUAUCACGGAAGCAGUGGCUGGGGUGCUGGUCCGGCAUUGAUGAUGAGCAUUGGGAUUGGGGAAUAUGCCUUUGGCGCUGCUGGAGCUUGCACACACAUAGCGGAGGAGAUCCCUCGUCCGAGCCGUCGUGUGCCAUUGGUCAUAAACCUAACUAUGGUCGUGGGUAUGGUGACGGCUGUCCCAUGGAUUCUGGCCGCCGCCACGUUGAUUCAAGACAUGGAGUCUGUACAGAACUCGUUUCUCCCGAGCCUUGAGCUGUUCUACCAGGCCACCAAAAGCAAGUCCGCUGCGACCUUUAUGCAGGCGUAUAUGACGCUGCUGUACUAUUCCUGCAUCCCUAGUCAGUGGAUCACGUCGAGUCGCAUCGCCUGGGCCUUUUCGCGCGAUAAUGGGCUGCCAUUCUCGAGAUACUGGAACCAUAUACACCCACGCUACGAUAUACCUGUUCGCACGACACUCCUAUCAGCCGGAUUCUGUCUGCUCUAUGGCUUGCUGUACGUUGCCAGUUCGAGAGCAUUUAAUACCAUCAUAAAUACCGCUGUUAUCAUGUUGAACCUCACGUACACCGUGCCUCAGGGUAUUUUGGCAACUUGGGGUCGGCAUCGGCUACCACGUCGCCCGUUUGAUCUAGGCGCCUGGGGAUAUGCGGUGAAUGUGUUCUCAGUUCUGUGGCUUAUAGUCAGUGGAACAUUCUUCUGCUUCCCUGUUGCAUUGCCGACUACAGUGGGUUCAAUGAAUUAUAGCUCGGUGGUGCUGGUUGGAAUCUUUGUGCUCGUCCGACUUCUCUGGAUAGAGCGACGCAAGAAAUUUUCGGGUCCGGUGAUUGACUGGGAUAUGUUGAACGCGAGUAACUCUUGA